Pelecanus crispus (Dalmatian pelican) is the source of this 1284-nucleotide messenger RNA. RefSeq names its product C-C motif chemokine receptor 4 (gene CCR4). Gene Ontology annotation, cellular component: membrane; external side of plasma membrane. NCBI's taxonomy places the organism in Eukaryota, Metazoa, Chordata, Aves, Pelecaniformes, Pelecanidae. The record is from RefSeq and is a predicted model, not a curated record. Gene Ontology annotation, biological process: G protein-coupled receptor signaling pathway; calcium-mediated signaling; cell chemotaxis. Gene Ontology annotation, molecular function: C-C chemokine receptor activity; C-C chemokine binding.
CAAUCUGUAAGGAAGUACAAAGUUUCCGUUAAGAGACACAGCUACCUAGUGACAUCUGCUUUUUGCAGCUGCUGGAUAGCGCUGUGUAGGCAGCACGUCCCUGACAGAGCUACCUGGUAAGAAACAAGUGAUUCUGCACCCUUAGAGCAAAGAAGCUUCUUCACAUCAUCUCAGAAGAAAGGAGGAGAAAAGGUAAAUGGGGAAAAAAACAUGAGUCCUUCAAGUACAGAAUUCUUUAAAUUUGAAAUCACAACCUUAUAUGACUAUUACGAUAGUUAUAACGAUGCUCCAAAACCGUGCAAUAAGGAAAGCGUCAAGAGGUUUGCAGCCUCCUUCCUACCUGUUCUGUACACCCUAGUAUUCCUGGUUGGGCUCAUGGGAAACAUCCUGGUCAUUGUGGUCCUCUUCAAAUACAAGAGGCUGAAGAGCAUGACUGACGUGUACCUACUAAACCUUGCCAUCUCAGAUUUGCUCUUUGUUUUAUCCUUGCCAUUCUGGUCUUUCUCAAUAGACCAAUGGCUUUUUGGAACUCCCUGGUGUAAAAUCAUUUCAUGGAUCUACCUGGUUGGGUUUUACAGUGGGAUAUUUUUUAUUAUGCUUAUGAGCAUAGACAGAUACCUGGCAAUUGUUCGUGCAGUGUUUUCCUUGAAAGCAAGGACUGCCUUCCAUGGCUUGAUUACUAGCCUUGUUGUAUGGCUAGUAGCUCUUUCAGCCUCAGUUCCAGAACUUGUAUUUAGAGAAUCUUUUAACGAACAUAAUUAUACUACCUGCAAGCUGAGAUAUCCAGGCAAUGUCACGACAUGGAGACUUUUUUCCACUUUGGAAAUCAACAUUUUAGGGCUCCUAAUCCCUUUUAUAGUUAUGACAUUUUGCUACUCCAUGAUCAUUAAAACAUUAGCUCACUGUAGAAAUGAGAAAAAGAAUAAGGCUGUGAAGAUGAUCUUUGCUGUCAUGAUCGUGUUUUUCUUCUUUUGGACCCCUUACAACAUUGUUAUUUUCCUACAACUGCUGGAAAUUACAGGAGUCAUUAGAGACUGUCAAGUGAGCAGGAGUCUGGACUAUGCUUUCCAGGUAACGGAAAUCCUUGGCCUUUUGCACUGUUGUUUCAAUCCAGUCAUCUACUUCUUCAUGGGGGAAAAAUUUAAGAAGUACCUGAAGAUGCUCUUUAAGAACUGGCGGUUACCUGGACAUAUUUGCAAGUGGUGUGGAGUUCACAUCACUUACCACACUGAAUCUACCAGUUCAUUCCACACACAAUCUACGGGGGAUCAAGACGCUCUGUAA